AUGCUUUAAUGCAUGUUCAUUUGUAGUGCUUUAAUAUCUGUAUCGUGUUCAGUUGUAUCACACGUAACAAUGAACAGCCAUGUAUCCAAUAUAACCUUAGAAAAUUUGUCAAGACCACUUACAAAUAAAAGGGGUGCCAGAUUAUUAUCAUUUCUUUCUUAUAAUACUUGCAUAGGAAUGUGUUUAAACUUGCAUCAUUCUCAUUCUAGAUCAGUGAAACAGAAUAAGUCACAUACUUACUGUAAAUCAGCUGAGAGGCGGGGAAUCUGGAUGUUAUAUUUAAGUCCAUAGGUUUGGUUGCCUCCCUCUUCAGGUAGCGGUGUACCUCGUGCAAUCUUUCUUCCUGCUAGCUUUCUCAGUCAGUCCAUUGGAGAUUCUCAAAUCAGAUGGAUGGAGCAACACAAUAGCAGCUCAAAACAACAGCUCAAGACAGAACCCAAGUAAUACAUAAGAUUUGGGCAGCAAUAUCUAAACCAGUAUCAGGAUUUAAUUCUUCUAAAACUGUAUAAUCAGAGUAGAUUUUUGACCUCCACCAAAAGCACUGACUGUUCCCCUUACGUCCACUCAUUAUGCUCAUCUUCCUGACUUUCCUCUUCUUACUAACACCUUUUCCUACUCUUCAAGCCUCAGUAGGUGAGAGGAAAAAUGCCACUAAAACAGCAUCUCAUACUAUCACUACACUACCGAAUAUCAGGCAAAAAACUCCAACCCUCUCUCCUCCCCCAAAAAUCAGUAAUGUUAGCCAGACACUGUUCUCUACAGCAAUGCCUCCUGAGACUCCUAGCAUUAAGAAAACCUCCAAAGACAAGCCUCUUCAAGCUUCAGUAGGCGAGAAAAAAAAUUCCACCAAAGCAGCACCUCAUACUAUCACUACACUGCUGAAUAUCAAACAAAAAACUCCAACCAUUUCUCCUCCCCCCAAAAUCAGUAAUGUUAGUCAGACACUGUUCGCUACAGCAAUGCCUCCUGAGACUCCUAGUAUUAAGAAAACCUCCAAAGACAAGCCUCCCUCAAGCUUGCCCAUCAAAGUUGUCAUCACUGAAGGCUGCAUUCAGAAGGAGCGUCAGAAAGACAUGGUCAACAGCAGCAGAGGGCAAGAAACCGAGCUGAGAUUGAAGCCAGGUUCUCCUCUGGUGAUGACGCACCACAUCAGCCUGGUGUCAGGCUCUUGCACUGGAGGCUGUGAGGCUCAAAUGGCUGCACUGAAGGACCGAGUAGAAAUCCUGGAAAAGGAAAUGUCAGCUUUGAAGAAAAAGUGCACCAUCUGCUCUGGAGUACAGUGCCCAAAUAACUGCAACAAGAAUGGAAAGUGUGUCAAAGGAAAAUGUGUAUGUCAGGCUGGUUUCACUGGCAUUGACUGCAGCAAAGGUGCUAACAAGGAAAAUAAGCUGUCCUCUGAUAGUAGCACUGGCAAACAAGAGGCAUCAGCCCAGGAACAAUCGAAGGCAAACAAUACAAUAAUAACUAAAAAGGACAAAGGGGAAAGGCAAGGAAGAGGUCCAGCAACUGUCGGGAAAAGUCCAUUGAACAAAGAUUUGCCUCUGAGCAAUAAUGUGACUCAAAGCACUGUGAAGAAAUCUAAUGGAACGUUAAAAGUUUUAAUGAAACUGGCAAAAAGCACUAAAGAGUCAGCAAAUGAAACUGUUCAAACAAAUCCAGAAAAAGUGAAGUUGUCAAUUUUGUCAACUGUUACUUCUACUAAAAAUGACCAAAAGCAAUCCCAGGACAGUGUUAUGAAGGAUCCUAAAGGAGGAACAACUGUUGGAGAACAAAAGUUGGAGAAGCAUGCAAAUGCAACAGAAGAGUUCAAAGGAAAAUAUCAAAAGAAACACAAAGGCGAUGAAAAGAAAGUUUUGGAAAGGCUUCUAAAUAUCACUACAUCCACUGAGAAAGACAAAAAGCCAAUCAAGGAGAGCGUGACACUUUUUAAAGAAGGCUCAUCUGGAAAGACAUUGGUGGGGAAACACUCAAAUGUUACUACUUCCACUGAAAAAGACAGGAAACCAAGCCAGGACAGUGUGACACUUUUUAAAGAAGGCUCAUCUGAAAAGACAUUGGUGGGGAAACACUCAAAUGUUACUACUUACAGGAAACCAAGCCAGGACAGUGUGACACUUUUUAAAGGAGGAUCAUCUGAAAAGACAUUGGUGGGAAAACACUCAGAUGUUACUACUUCCAUUGAAAAAGACAAAAAGCCAAGCCAGGGCAACAUCACACAACCUAAAGAAGGAUCAUCUGAAAAGAAAAUGGUGGAAAAACUUUCAAAUGUGACUAUUUCCAUUAAUAAAGACAAGACGUUGCGUCAAAGCAACCACCUACCUAAGGACGGCUCAUCAGGAAAGAGAAAAGUAGACAACUUUCAGAAUGCUACAGCUGCCAAUAACAAAGACAACGAGUUAUUAGAGGAUGAUGAGACAACGCCUAAAAAAAAAGCAACAUCUGGAAGCAAAAAGGGGUUAACACAUGUACAUGUGACUGCUUCCACUGAAAAGGACAAGAAGCUAAACCAGGGCAAUGUCAAGCAUCUAAAUGUAACUAAUUUUACUGAAAAAGACAGGAAGAACCAGAGCAAAGUCAUACAUCGUAAAGAAAAAAUUGUUGGAAAAAGGAUAGAAUGUUUCUUUGGUCAGAAAAGGAAGUUAGGAAAGGAAACAGCACAGAAACUCGUAAACACAAUGACCUCUACUGGAAAGGACAAUAAGCUACACCAGGGCAAUGUUACACUUCAUAAAGAUGAAUCGUCUAGAAAGACAAAGCUAGACAGUGUAAUAACAUCCACUGAGAAGAUAAAAAAGUUACAACAGCGCAAUGAGACAAAAGUUCUUAAUGACGUUACAACUGAAAAGGAAAGAAUGGAAAAAUAUCUGAAUGUGACUACUUUCACUGAUAAGGACAAGAAGCGUUACAAGAGUAACACCACACUUAUUAAAGAAGGGUCAUCUCAGAAGGGAAAGGCUGACAAUGUAAAUGUAAAAAAGUCCAAUGAGAAAGGCAAGAAGUUUCUACAAGGUGAUGAGACAACAGCUGUCGCAAAAGUAAUAUCUGUAACAGAAGAGAAAGGUGUAAAUGCAACUACCACCAGUGAAAAAGGCAAGAGUUUGCACCACAGUCACAAAGCAGAUGCAUCUAGGUUGAACAAAGUAAACAGUGAUUUAAAAAAUAGCACAAUUCCUAAAACUCAUGUUGACAGGACAACAAAAUUAAUUGACAUCAUACCAGUUGAGGUUCACAACAUAACUUCCACUGGGUUUGUUAUCACGUGGAAUGCUCCUCUGGGAUUAUUUAGGAAUUUCACAGUAACAAGGAAGGAAGCUUGGUCAGAAAGAAGCAGUGAGGAUGAUGCAGAGGAAGCUGAGAAACGCAAAGGUGGUGAUAUAAAAGCAGAUGAGGUAUAUAGAUCAAACAGAACCUCAUCUAAAUUCUACAAUGCUAAAGCUGAUAAAAUGAUUGCUGAGAUGUUCUCACAGGUUCUUACGGGAAGUGCUCGCUCCUAUCAUUUCAAGAAUCUUCGACCACAGAGAAAGUACUCUGUGUCCUUGAUCAGCUCUGGGCCUCAUGUACAAUCCAAAGUUCACCAUCUGUUUGUUUCCACAGCACCUGAACCACCGACAGAACUGCUGUUCAGCAACAUUACAGAAACAUCUCUCACCUUGUCUUGGACCAAACCUAAAAGCACAGUAACAGGAUUCAAAGUUACAUACACCAAUUCUGCAAACGGAGUGACAGGAUCCAUGUCUGUUGACUCACAGUUGUCGCAUGUUCUCAUUUCCAUGCUCUCUGUUGGUUCCCGGUAUGAAAUUAGUGUCAGAUCAGUUAUGGGAGCAAUAGAGAGUGAAGCAACCACAGCCUCAGUCGUUACAGUACCUGACUCUCCCACUGACCUCCAGGCUGUGAAUGUCACAGACAGUAAAGCACUGUUGGUAUGGAAGCCUGCUCAAGCUAAAGUUGAUCAUUAUAUCCUCAGUUAUGGUUCUACAAGAUCUCCUAAUGUGACAGUGACAGUGAUGUUGUCUGGCACUUCUGUGGAGCACCAGCUCCGAGGUCUACAAAGAUACACCCUCUAUGCAGUAAAGAUCAUGAGCCAGAUCAACAGUCUCCAGAGUAGCUCUGUUUCCACAACCUUCACAACAAAAAGUGGAGUAACGCUUCAGGUAGUGACACCUAGUAAAGUCACCUGGAAUUCAGCUUUGAUAUUAUGGAAGACCACUCCUUUAACUUUCAGAAGCUAUAGACUUACAUACCAGUUUGGAGAAGAGAUUAAGGAGCUGAUCCUGAGUCCAAAUGUGACCCAGUACGAGUUAACUGAUCUGGUGGCAUCUUCUCACUACACUGUAAAAGUAGAUGGAGAAAUUGAGGGGCAGUACAUCAGUGUCGUUUCUACUGCAUUUACAACAGCGCAAUUGCCUUACCCAUACCCAGCCGAAUGCUCCAAGGUGCAGCUGAAUGGCAUGAAGAAGUCAGGAGAGGCUGAGAUUUACCCUGAGGGCAAAGAUGGAGAGGCAGUGUGGGUCUACUGUGAUAUGGAGACCGAUGGAGGAGGCUGGACAGUAUUCCAGAGGCGAGCUGAUGGAUCUACUGAUUUCUUCAGAGACUGGAAAGAUUAUAGCAAAGGCUUUGGAGAGAUGAGUGCAGAAUUUUGGCUUGGAAAUGACGUCCUUCAUGCUCUGACCAGCAUGGAACCAAUGAGCCUGCGCAUCGAUUUGCGUUUAGGAAAUGAAACGGCCUACGCUCAUUACUCCAACUUCUCUGUGGGGUCGGAGGUGAACCACUACACGAUUGAGCUGUCUGGAUACUCUGGCACAGCUGGGGAUUCAUUGAAAUACCACAAUGGUUCUCCUUUCUCAACUAAGGACAAGGAACCCAGCACUAAUAGUGGCCAUUGUACAAAGAAAUACAUGGGAGGUUGGUGGUACAAGAACUGCUACAAAGCCAACCUCAAUGGUGCCUAUGCCAAAUUCUCAAUGGACCAGGGAGUGGUGUGGAUUGAUUGGAAGGGCAAGGACGUCUCCCUCCCAUUUACUGAGAUGAAGCUGCGGCCUGCCUCGUUGAGUUACGUGACACCGAACACCCAAGGCUAGAACAUCUAGCAAAGAGCAGCCGCUGCAUGCAGAUACACUGUACAACCUUCAACACUUCACAUUCUACACUCACACUGUACAUAACUUUAGGCAAUGUAUAUCUACUUUUUUUGCAGUUAUUAUGCCCCAUACUGUGACAAAGUUCCUAAAUAUCUAAUAUUAUAUAAAUAAUCAAUCAUCCAUUGAACAUAGUAUUUUUUUUCUGCAGGAUACAUACUGUGUGCCACAUUAUCUACUUUUUAUGACAGUACAGAAGGCUUAUGUGCUAUCAAAACAUUCAGAGGAUUUUUUCCUGACUCACACCGCUACUGAAAUGAAUGCACUGUUGGAUGUAAAGGUUACAGACUAGCGUUCUCUUCUGUUCCAUUUUUUAUAAAGAGGUUUUGUAGAAAUACCAAAUAAAUUGCAAAUAUUGAUCCAA
Molecule: messenger RNA, 5499 nt
Organism: Ictalurus punctatus (channel catfish)
Lineage: Eukaryota; Metazoa; Chordata; Actinopteri; Siluriformes; Ictaluridae
Gene: tnxba
Product: tenascin XBa
Exons: 15
Coding region: 570-5078 (1502 amino acids)
Molecular function (GO): protein binding
Source: RefSeq, a predicted model, not a curated record